AUGACAGGUUUUACAUUCAAAAAAUAUAAAAAUACUCCAUUUACUAGGCCAAUAAUUUUUCGUAUUUUAAGAAUUUUACAGCUUUUACAUGCCUUAGCCUGUCUAUCUAUAGCACAGUUUGUUAUGUUUUCAAAUUAUGCAAAAACACAAAAUUUAAAGAUUUCAAAUUAUUUCAAUGAAAUUGGAAUUAGUGGCAGUGGUGAUAAAUUGAAAUCGUUAAUCAGUUUUAGGGUUGGACUAUUGGGAUUGAUCGAGUAUAAUGACACGAUAACUUUGAGCGAGAGCACUAGUUAUUAUAGUUUGAUUGGUAAAGGUGGAUUAUGGAGUGGUAUUGAGAUAUCUAGUGAAGGUGACAAUAUAAAGAAAUUCGAAACUAGUCUAAUUGAUAAUACUAAAGGACAAAAUCUUAUAGUUAAUAUCAUUGGAUUCAUCACUGGGAAUGCUACAAGAAACAGCGAAGGAAUAUUGUUGAGACCUUCAAGAUUAAAAUACACUCUAUCGUUUAAAAAUUUUCCAUAUAUUUACAAAGACUCGAAGAUAGCAAUAUUGCAUGCUAUAUAUUCAUCGUCGACUUCAACGAAAAAAUAUGAUUUAACAUCUGUCAAUAUAUUAGAAGCAGGAAGAAAUUGUGGGGGUGGAAGAGAUAUAAUAAAUGUCGGAAAAUUUGAAUCGAUUUCAACUGUUUUAGCAGAUGGUAAAAAAUAUGAUUUAUUACUAGAACAAAAAGUUAUAUGGAAAGAAUCAAUUGAAUUGAUUAGCAAUAUCAAUCAUGUCAAUAACAACAUAAAUAAUGAAGGUGACGAUCAAUAUAUAAUAAAUGCUAACAAUGGUAACAUUAAUAUUAAUGAUGAAUUGUUCGAGUUGAUAGCAUUUAAAAUUCCAGUGAUACAACCAACUGAAGUUAUUUGGGAUCCGGAGGUUGGAAUUGAUGACCCCAAUGAUUAUUAUUAUAAUGAAAAUAAUGACGAUGAUGGUAAAUCUAGUAAUGCUGUUAAUGGUAAAGCUGUUAACGCUGUUCUAGAAAAAAGUUGUUAUGCUAGUUAUGCUACAAUAGAUCAUGACUACCCAGAAGUAAUAAAAACAGAAGAUGGUAAUAAUGAACCAGCCCCAGUACCAUCAUGGAUAGAACAUACAUGUAUAGCAGAUCUUAUUACAAUAUUGCUAAUACUUGCAAAUACAACAUUAUUCAUAGUCACAUUUUUUUCAUCUAUAUUUGUGCUCAGAAAAGCAAAAAAUAAGGAUUUGUUGGAAAUAUAUAAUGAGCAAAAUGAUGAAAACGAGUUUGAUGUUGGCGAAUUGGCUGUUGAUGACGCGGUGAUUGUUGAAGAAUGUCAAAAUAUGAGAAAUAUUGAAUCGAGAUAUUCUGCUGUUGAUGAAAAUUGGUUGAAAAGAAUAGUAGUUGAUAGCAUUUAUACCAAAUUAACAUCUAAUGUAAUAGAAGGCGAAAUACCAAUAAAUUGUCCAAACGAUUGGAAAUAUCCUCAUCAAUUCAAUGAUAAGAAUAGUAUUAAGGAAGCUUGUAAAUAUAGAUUAUAUAAUUUGAUAUUUCUUUGGUUGACAAUAUCUUUACAUAUGAUGGUCAUCCCCAUAUUGUUGUAUAAUAGAAGAAGAACAAGAGUCAUUGAAGAUUCGGCUGAAGAAGACAAGAAAAAAAGGAAUCCAAAACCAAUUAUUUUAAGCACGAUUGGAUUUAGGAAACAUAAACAAAGCAAUCCGUCAAAAUCAAAUACUUCCUCAACAUUAACUAAAUAUAGUAGAAAUGGAAUACCAUUAAUACAUCAGAAAUUAAUAGAUCGUCAAACAUUUUCAUUCUCUGCUGAAUUAAUAUCUCAGUUUGAUAGAUAUCGUAUGCAAAUGCGUGAAAGCAUUAGACAUGAAAUAGAUGGUGACGAUGAUUGGAAAGUUAAAAAUUCCAGUUUUAACACUUCCAAUACCAAAAAUACCAAUAAUAACAACGAUAACAAGGUAGUGGAUUUCGAUGCAAUACAGCAACAGCCUAUAAUUACGUCAGAAGAUGAUGAACAUGACGACGACAAUUCAACAAUAAAUAAUAAUCGAUCAAUAAACAAGAGGAAGAAACAAAAGAAAAGUACUAGUAAAUUAAAAUUAUGUUUUUCUAAACCCAAAAAACAGAAAAGACGACUACAACAUCAGCAACAAAAUGAUAAAAAGUCAACUUUUAAUUUAUUUAAAAAAAUAUUUUCAUAA
Molecule: messenger RNA, 2208 nt
Organism: Entrophospora sp. SA101
Lineage: Eukaryota; Fungi; Glomeromycota; Glomeromycetes; Entrophosporales; Entrophosporaceae
Source: the annotation of a GenBank genome assembly